AUGGAAGACCCUCAAUAUCUAAACAGCCAUCCUCCAACCUAUCAACACCAACGCGCUUCCGUCCCUACUCCGCCGUCGCAUCAGUCCGACAACGAUCACACCACCGCAGAGUUACGCGCUCUCGAUUGCAACCUCGCUUCCCUCUGCGAACAUGUCCAAAUUGAAGGCUUCAAUUCCGGCUCGUUCUCCGAUAUCGUCGUUAAUGCUAUGGGCUCCGCUUAUCACCUCCAUCGCCUCAUCCUCUCUCGUAGUUCAUAUUUCAGGAACAUGCUUCAUGGUCCAUGGAAAGAAGCCAGUGCUCCUGUAGUGACUCUACACAUUGAUGAUAAGAAUGUUAAUGAAGAGGCUAUUUCAAUUGCUUUGGCGUAUCUUUAUGGGAACCACCCUAAACUUAAUGACGAUAAUGCCUUUCGUGUCCUUGCUGCCGCUUCCUUUCUUGACCUUCAGGAUUUAUGUGCUAUAUGUACAGAUUUCAUUAUAUCUGAGCUGUGGACUUCCAACUUCUUGGCUUAUCAGGUGUUUGCUGAGAACCAAGAUUACGGCAUUCAUGGGGAGCGUGUUAGAACUGCUUGUUGGGGAUACCUUUGUCAAAGUGGAGGCAUAGAAUUGAGAGAGGUUCUUCCUAAACUUUCAUCUAAUACAUUACAUGCAUUACUGACCUCUAAUGACCUGUGGGUACCCUGUGAAGAGAAGCGGUUUGAAUUGGCUUUGCACACAUUCCUCGCAAAAAGUGCUCACUACAAGGUUGAACAUCCUGCACAUGGAAUUCCUGGUUCUGAGUCGGCAACUGGCAUUCAUUCUGAUAAAACCAAGGGAAAAGGUAUAGCUGAUAGCUGUACUAACAAGAGGUUGGAAACUGACUUGGGUAAAAUGAGUCUUAAAAGUGAUCCAAAGGACCCUAGCGUACCUAAUCUUUUCGCCGAGCUUGCAGACUCAGUAGUAGACUUCAACAAUGACAUUUCUGAUUCCAAUCAACGAGUUCAACUUGGUUCAUAUGUCAGUUCACCAAACAUGAAUCCUAGAUAUUCUUGUGACAUGGAAGGGCCUUCAUUGGGUGACACUGAUGGGGCGGGACCUCUUGGUGUCGGAGUAACUAAUGGAGUGGAUAUUGAAGGGCCGUCUGAGGAAGGACCUUGCUACCUUUCGGAUAACAGCAAUAGGUUGGCAAGGGAUCAAUCAAGACAUUGUUUUUCAACGAGUUCUUGUAAUGGGUUCACGUCCAGUGAGUGGGGAAGGUAUGGAGCACCUUUGUUCUCAUGGGGUGCCCAUGUUGGCAGAAGACAAGUCAAAGCUCAUUCCAGAGGAAACUAUGGAGAUGAAGACAAUGUAUUUCUUAAUAUAUUUGAAGGGGGCUCACUUUUAUAUUGCAGUAUGUCUUUUGAUGCACUUUUAAAUGUCAGAAAGCAGCUUGAAGAGAUAGGAUUCCCUUGCAAAGCUGUAAAUGAUGGUCUGUGGCUGCAGAUGCUUCUUAGUCAGAGAGUACAAGAGAUUGCUGCCGAUACAUGCAGAGUUUGUUCCCUUAUGACUAUGUCUUGUACUUGCCACAAGCAGUUUGCAUUUGUACAUGGAUCUACUACCACUGGAUCUUACAUGCAAGAACAUAAUCAUAACAAUAUGCCUGGGGGUGGAGGAAAUAUAUAUGUCGCUGAAUCUUCUACAGGCGAAAGAAAUGGCUCCUUUAGACCCGUACGAGUACAUGUUAGAGGUGCUAAUGACGGGCUUGCAGGUAUUGGCCGUGGGACUACAUUUGUUCCUGCGGCAGCUUCACCUCCAACACGAUUUGUCUUUUCUCGUGUACCAUUUGGCAUUGGCAACAGAAACUACCCUCAGUCUGCUGCCAAUGACGAUUCAGACACACGUGCUGAUCACAACGGAGACCUGUCUGGAGAUGGAUUGACAGCUUUAGUUGGGCUAAGCCAGGGAGGGAAUUAUGGAACGAAUGUACAUACAGAGCUAAUACAAAGAGGGCAUGAAAUUGGCUUGCAAAGUACUGCUGGAGGUGCAAGUAGUGGUGGCAUUCCAGUACAAAUGUUAGAGACGCCAGAACAUGCCGUUGGUAUAGAAUGGGAGAAUGACAACAGUUCUUCUAUAUCAUUGGAUUUGAAAACACCUUUAAGCCAUUUCCCCCCUUUUCGCUUUGGUGUAAGUUUUGAGGAAGUGCACAGACUUAGUGAUGGCCAGGUCAAGCAUUCACCAGAAAUUUUCUAUGCUGGUUCUUUAUGGAAGGUUAGUAUUCAGGCUUUUAAUGAUGAAGAUCCCCAAGGACGCCGCACCCUAGGGUUGUUUCUUCACCGUCGGAAGGCUGAGAUAACUGAUUUAUACAGGAAGGCACAUAUGUAUGUUGACUCACGUGAAAAGGUGACCGCCCGGUAUCAGUUGACUUGCCCAUCCAAGAGGGAAAUGUUGGUUUUUGGAAGCUUUAAACAAACAGGCACUCUUCUACCCAAAGCCCCGAAAGGAUGGGGUUGGCGAACUGCUUUGCUAUUUGAUGAGCUUGCUGAUCUUCUCCAAAAUGGGGCCCUAAGGGUUAUUGCUGUAGUUCAGCUUGUUUGA
Molecule: messenger RNA, 2553 nt
Organism: Vicia faba (fava bean)
Lineage: Eukaryota; Viridiplantae; Streptophyta; Magnoliopsida; Fabales; Fabaceae
Source: the annotation of a GenBank genome assembly